UAUUAAUAUACGCUGCGUAGAGAAAUGCACAGGCUUGGGCUGCCUGCUAGGUGGUUUAUGGAGGGUUAUUAGGAUUUAUGAUGCCUGACAGAACAAGAGAAGAGGACAAAUGUGCGAGUACAGAAUAAGUCGGGGAAGGUUUGGUUUUUUUGGAGACGACUGCCCCCCCCCCCAUCCUGUUGUUCUUCGCCUGUCGCCGGGGCGUUCUAUGACUCUCCUAGGUGGGUUAUUCUUAGACACUCUGACAAAACUGCGCCACGCCCUCUCGUACGGAGUAGGGUUCUCUAGAAGAAACUCGAGAAACCCCGAGGAACGCAGGACGCUGCUUGCUCAGAAAUUGACGGUGGGGAACCUAGACCUUUGACCCUGGGUUUACCAAAAAUAAUUUGGGCUAUUUUCAGGUUUCGGAAACGCUCACAGAAAGAAAUACCGAGCUGUCAUGGGCCUGGGUAAAGAGAGUCUCCUCUCCCCCCCCCCAAAACAGCAUCAACUCCAAGACCCCAAAGCAGAGCAUCCAGGCCUGGCAAAAUUGUCAUUGUAAGAUGGAAAAAUGAAGGCGAAAAUUUCAGAGAUGUCUCAUGCCUCUCCUCUCUGCAUGAGCCAAGGCCUCCACUCCUCUAUGGGUUUAAACUUCCCAUAGUUCCAUACAACCGUACAUGUGCAAGCAACCUCAACCCUCUUUCGUGCUUUAGCCCCCUUGCUAAAUUUCCCACUACCAGUAUUCUCGCCCAAUAAGAACCCUUGCUAUGUUUUUGAGGGCGAGAGCACCUGGACAGUCGAAAUUUUCUGGAUGAUGGACGAUGUGACAAUACCAAUACAUUCCCGGUAUGGCCCUUCGCCCAGGGUAUUGAAACAGACUUCGAGACGCUGUAUUACGAUUACACGCCCCUUCUCAUCAAAGUUUUCAAGUUCUUUUCAUUGGCCUUUUUCUCGUCCAAAAUUUCGCCUGGCUUCCUUUGUAGGCUUGCAUACCAAAAAAAAAGUCUUGUUCGUUGAGGACCAAAUAUUCGGGGAAAUAUUGAUUCAAUACUGUGGUUGCGGCACAGGGCACAGAGGGACUCUUGAUAUCCUUGAAAUAAUCUGGAAGAUGGAGAGUGCUUGUUGGCUUGAGAUGAAAAGGAACAACCACACAACAUCUUAACAAUUUCCAUCUGCCUGGGCAAUAAUAAAAAGAAUAAUAAUAAAAGUACGGAGUUACGGAGUGCGGAGCAGUUAGGGGAAAAAACAAAGCAACUUGCACCCCCAUCAAACACAACCACCAAACGUUGCUCUGUAUCGAAAACAGAGACCGCUUGGCCUGGACUCAAGACCAAUUCAGACACAAAAAAAAAAAAAAAAGGUGGAAAUUUUCUUUUUCCAUUCGAUGUGCCAGAAGUUAGAACCUGAAAGCCUCCUCCAGUGCAGUGCAGUGCUCAAUCUAAAUAAAUACGUAGACCCGCUCCCAAAACUGGUACCGACCGACCGAGACCUCAAGAGCAGUUGCGCGGUUAUGUAUCAUCAUAAAGACAACUGAAGUCUCCACCUCAUUUGCUGCUUUCCGAGGCACUCGAAAAGCUACAUACAACAGUUAUAUCCAUUGCACAAGGAAGGGGAGCGCCAGAAGAUAAGCAAGUAAUAAUACCUAAACGGACAAAUCAUGUUGCGAGGAAAAGCC
This is a messenger RNA of Blastomyces gilchristii SLH14081, 1654 nucleotides long. RefSeq lists its product as uncharacterized. The transcript has a single exon. The record is from RefSeq and is a predicted model, not a curated record. The coding region runs from base 791 to 1141 and encodes 116 amino acids. NCBI's taxonomy places the organism in Eukaryota, Fungi, Ascomycota, Eurotiomycetes, Onygenales, Ajellomycetaceae.